CGCAGUUCUCGAAGAGAGCAGGGCGCCGCUUACUCCCGGAGGGUUAAAAUAAUUUUAAGAAAAGUUUUCCCCUGUUUUCCAAUUUUUUGAGGAACCUAGAUACUGGGUUUAAAAGCUGCUAUACUUCUGCUCAAAGAUGAAGUAUAUUCUGGUUACCGGUGGCGUUAUUAGUGGGAUCGGAAAAGGUGUUAUCUCUAGCAGCAUCGGAGCUCUAUUAAAAGGAUGUGGACUGCACGUUACUUCAAUUAAAAUCGAUCCUUACCUGAACAUCGACGCUGGGACAUUCUCUCCUUACGAGCAUGGGGAAGUGUUUGUUUUGGAUGAUGGAGGUGAAGUAGAUUUAGACCUUGGGAACUAUGAAAGGUUCCUUGAUGUGACUCUUCACCGGAGCAACAACAUAACAACUGGUAAAAUAUAUCAGAGUGUGAUUGAUAAAGAGAGACGAGGGGAUUACCUGGGUAAAACUGUUCAAGUGGUCCCUCAUAUCACUGAUGCUAUUCAAGACUGGGUAACAAAGGUGUCCGCUGAACCUGUUGAGAAGGAUAUCAAGGCUGAUGUUUGUCUUAUUGAGCUUGGAGGGACAAUUGGUGACAUCGAGGGUAUGCCUUAUAUUGAAGCUUUCCGUCAGUUCCAGUUUAGAGUUGGAAGAGACAAUUUUUGUGUGGUCCAUGUCAGUUUGGUGCCUGAGCCUGAUUCUACAGGUGAGCAGAAGACAAAGCCUACACAAAACAGUGUGCGGGAACUGCGUGGUUUAGGCCUGAGUCCUGAUCUGAUUAUGUGUAGAUGCAAGAAUACAGUGACAAACUCUGUCAAGCAGAAGGUGUCUUUGUUCUGCCAUGUCCCUCCAGAGCAGGUGAUAGAUGUCCACGACUGCAAAUCCAUUUACAGAGUUCCCGUGUUGUUAUCAAACCAAGGAAUUGUUUCAUUUUUUUCCAAAAGGCUUCAAUUGGAAAUCAAGUCGCGUAAACCAAGACAUUUUAUAGUGCAAUGGAGAGAAUUAGCAGAGAGAGACGAGCGACUCCUGGAUGAAGUUAAGAUUGCUCUUGUUGGAAAGUACACAAAGCUAGAAGAUGCAUAUAUUUCUGUUCUAAAAGCUCUGAAACAUGCAUCCCUCCAUUGUAACAGGCGUCUUCAAGUUGUGUGGGUAGAGUCUGAAAAUCUUGAGAAGGAGGUUCAAGAGAGAGAUCCAGUGAAAUACCAUGAAGCUUGGCAAAGGUUGUGUGGAUGCGACGGUAUAUUGGUACCAGGAGGAUUUGGAAAAAGAGGCACAGAGGGGAAAAUAGCAGCAGCUGAAUGGGCAAGAAAGAUGAAGAAACCUUACCUAGGUGUUUGCUAUGGACUGCAAUUAGCUGUCAUUGAAUUCGCCAGAAACAUUCUAGGAUUGAAAGAUGCAAACUCCACAGAAAAUGAACCAGAUACCAAAAAUCCAGUGGUUAUUGAAAUGCCUGAGCACAACCCAGGUCAGCUUGGAGGGACUAUGAGGCUUGGAAGACGGCGCACUGUGUUUUCAAAGGUGCAUGAGAGUAUAACAAGAAAGCUUUACAAGAAUGCAGAGUUUGUAGAAGAGAGACAUAGGCACAGAUAUGAGGUUAAUCCAGAAUAUGUAAGUCAAUUUGAGGAAAAGGGAAUGGAAUUUGUUGGCCGAGAUGUGGAAGGUAAACGAAUGGAAAUCAUGGAGAUCAAAGACCAUCCCUAUUUUGUUGGAGUCCAGUAUCACCCAGAAUACAUAAGUCGACCAAUCAGACCGUCCCCUCCCUACUUGGGAUUGAUUUUGGCAGCCAUAGGAAAACUCACCCCAUAUAUUGCCAGAGGAUGUCGCUUGUCACCAAGAUGCAGCAUCAGUGAAGAUGAGGAUGAGGAUGAGGAAUUGGCAAACAUGGCAACAGAAAAACUCCCAGAUUUCAAUGUUUAGGUGAAGAGAAGAAAAUUCCUUAAGUGUUACUCUUUUUAUCAUUGGAAACUGAUGUCUUUGUACUAAAGCUAUUAGGCUUUACAAUGGUGCAGAUUUAUGUCCUUAAUACAAUGUACAUGUGGUAGGAAAAAUAAGGAUAUCCCAUACUGAUAGCAUCAUCAUAAUGCGUAUUGUAUCUAAAGUUUAAGUUGAACAGUGUACAAUAUUUUAUAACAACUCUCUACAGCUCUGUGUUGUGAUUUAAUUUUAUCCUUGGUUCCAUUUUUACUUGCUUGUUAAAAUACUCAAGUGAUAAAAAUUAUCGUAGUGUAAAAGGAGAGAAAACAAAGAAUGCUGUUAUUACACCAAGGAUGAAGGUUAACCACAUCACAAACAGUGUUGCUAUAUUUCCUCUGACUUUUGGGAUCAUGUAUCCACAUACAGAAGGUCCUUCAUACUUACCAGUAUUU
Molecule: messenger RNA, 2361 nt
Organism: Pocillopora damicornis (cauliflower coral)
Lineage: Eukaryota; Metazoa; Cnidaria; Anthozoa; Scleractinia; Pocilloporidae
Product: CTP synthase 1-A
Biological process (GO): CTP biosynthetic process; pyrimidine nucleobase biosynthetic process
Cellular component (GO): cytoplasm; cytoophidium
Molecular function (GO): identical protein binding; CTP synthase activity
Source: RefSeq, a predicted model, not a curated record